This is a messenger RNA of Conger conger (European conger), 1167 nucleotides long. RefSeq names its product ubiquitin carboxyl-terminal esterase L1 (ubiquitin thiolesterase) (gene uchl1). The record is from RefSeq and is a predicted model, not a curated record. NCBI's taxonomy places the organism in Eukaryota, Metazoa, Chordata, Actinopteri, Anguilliformes, Congridae. Gene Ontology annotation, biological process: protein deubiquitination; ubiquitin-dependent protein catabolic process. The coding region runs from base 111 to 779 and encodes 222 amino acids. The transcript has 9 exons. Gene Ontology annotation, molecular function: cysteine-type deubiquitinase activity. Gene Ontology annotation, cellular component: cytoplasm.
AAUUGGCGUGCUUGGGCUUGUGGACAAAUAACGAAACGCUGUUAGUAAAACCCUGUGGUACGCCGUGUUUGCUGUUACUUCUGAGAGACGCCCAUACCCACCUGCUAGCCAUGGAGUGGAAGCCUAUGGAAAUUAAUCCCGAGAUGCUGAACAACGUACUGAGCAAGCUGGGGGUCCGGCAGACUUGGCGUUUCGUGGAUGUACUGGGGCUGGAGGACGAGUCGCUGUCAUCGGUACCCGCCCCGUCCUGUGCCGUAAUGCUGCUCUUUCCGCUAACGCAACAGCACGAGUCUUUCAGGGAGAAGCAGGUGGCGGAGCUGGGGGGGGCAGAGGACCCCAAAGUGUUCUUCCUCAGGCAGACUGUGGUCAACUCCUGUGGCACAGUGGGCCUGCUGCAUGCAGUGGCCAACAACCAGGACAAGCUGGAGUUUGACAGUGACUCAGCACUGAAGAAAUUUCUAGACCAGACAGCCGGCCUGUCCGCAGAUGGGAGAGCCUCAUGCCUGGAGAGUAAUAAGGAAAUCCGUGCUGCCCAUGAUGAUGUCGCAGCAGAGGGGCAGUGCCGGAUUGAGGCAGACAAGGUGAACUUCCAUUUCAUCACCUUUGUGAAUGUGGACGGACAUCUGUACGAGCUGGAUGGAAGAAUUAAGUUUCCUGUGAAACAUGGUGCUACAAACAAGGACACCUUUGUAAUGGAUGCAGCAAAGAUCUGCCGUCAGUUUACAGCCCGAGAGAAGGACGAGGUUCGGUUCUCCGCCGUGGCCUUGUGCAAGGCCUAACUCCACCGGGGAACCCGAGACUGUCACCAAAUGGGCACAAGCUACACCAUGCCGAACCAAGCCUAGAACUGUGUGAGAUGGCGCUCUUCCUGUUGGCUGUAAAAUGUUAAACCCUUCUGGGGCAUCUUCUCUGAUUUUGUUUCACUGUUGUGAUGUCUGUGGCAAAGACACUGAGCUCCGCUUCACAACCUGCCUUUGACAGCUGUUUACCUGUAGUCAAGUUGCCUUGCUGUCAUUUUCCCCAAUCAAAACCAUACCAAAAAAUGUGAUUAGCUAAUCAAGGCCAUAGCAUUUAGCGUGCACUGCUGGGCAGGGCUUUUGCAGACUGCAAGAUGUUUUCUGUUCAGUGCUAUGCAGUUUGAAUUUAAUAAAUGCCUUUUUCCUUCUG